CUCAUGUGACUUGUUUCGAGAUCGCUGGAGAAAAAACGGGCACGACAAAAAGUGAAUAUUUUAUUUUUUUUCAUCCCGUAGUUGACUUUGGACUCAAAAGAAUAAGUGCGGAAGUCGGACCUCCGAGAUGCCGUCCAACAAAUCGGUGUCGGAGGCGCCCAUCAUGCAGCUGCUCAACUGCAGGAUCCUCCGCGACCACCGGCUGCAGAGUGAGGACCUGUGGGUGCGUGAAGGGAAGAUCCUGGAUCCGGAGAAGCUCUUUUUCGAUGAGCAGGCGUACGCCGACGAGCAAGUGGACUGCGGAGGUGCCAUUGUGGCGCCGGGCUUCAUUGAUGUGCAGCUCAACGGAGGUUACGGGGUGGACUUCUCGCAGGCGUCCGACGACAUUGGCGACGGGAUCUCUUUGGUGGCCCAGAAGCUUUUGGAACACGGUGUCACAUCCUUUUGCCCCACCCUGGUCACGUCGCCGCCGCACAUUUAUCACAAGGUCCUGCCUCAGAUCAAAGUCCUGAACGGCGGGCCGCACGGAGCAGGCGUCCUCGGGGUCCAUCUCGAGGGCCCUUUCAUCAGCGCCAAGAAGAAGGGGGCGCACCCCGAGCGCUACCUACGCAGUUUCUCGUGCGGUGACGACGCCAUGGCCGACCUGACGGAGGUUUACGGCGGGCUGGACAACGUUGCCAUAGUAACGCUGGCUCCUGAGCUGGAGGGCAGCCGAUGGGCAGUGAGCGAGCUGUGCCAGCGGGGCGUGACCGUGUCGCUGGGACAUUCGGUGGCCAACCUGACGCAAGCCGAGGAGGCUGUCGGCCACGGCGCCUCCUUCAUCACGCACCUCUUCAACGCCAUGCUGCCCUUCCACCAUCGGGACCCGGGCAUCGUGGGCCUGCUGACCAGCGAGCACAUCCCGGCAGGACGCAGCGUUUACUACGGGAUGAUCGCCGAUGGCAUCCACACCCACCCCGCCGCCCUGCGCAUCGCCCACCGCGCACAUCCCAAAGGUUUGGUGCUGGUGACGGAUGCCAUUGCGGCCAUGGGCCUCCCGCCGGGUCGCCACACGCUGGGCCAGCAGGACGUGGAGAUCCGCGGCCUGCACGUCUAUGUGGCCGGCACGCAGACACUGAGCGGCAGCAUUGCCACCAUGGACAUGUGUGUCAGACACUUCAGACACGCCACCGGCUGCCGCGUGGAAGACGCCUUGGAAGCGGCUUCGCUGCAUCCCGCGCAACUUUUGGGAAUCAGCCAGCACAAAGGAACUCUCGACUUCGGAUCGCACGCAGACUUUGUGCUGCUAGAUGAUGAACUCAAUGUGAAGGCCACGUUCAUUUCCGGAGAGCAAGUGUGGAGGGAAACCACCCAAGAAGAACAACCACAGACUUGAAAAGCAACACAAACAUCCUUUACAUUACAUUCUGGAAUGUCUUCCUUUCUCGCCCCCCCCAACCCUCCUCUGCGAUUUUGACUGACACCUGUGCGGCCAAUUCUGAAGCAAUUAUCUGAUGACGUGUAAAGAACCACUUGUGAACUAAAUUGUUUGUGGGUCAACUCACCCAAGUGGCGCGUCAUGGUGGAGUUUUACUUGCUGCGAGGAUGCGCCACGCCCGCUGGCACAACAACCAGAACCAGUAGAUCUGCAGGGGCCAAAGAAGCCCCGCCCCCAGGGUGCAUGGCCACGGGGCCCCCAGGACCGCCUGAUGGACGGGGAUGGACGUGUACCUGAGAAGCAAAACAAGCAGACAAUAAUAGGGCUGAAACCAUUCAUCGAUCUUUGUGCCUGUCUGUGUCUGUCAUGCUUACUGAUUCAGUAAGCUGCAGUAACAGUCAUUCUUCGCAGAGGAUAAAGAAUAUCUGAGUAUUAUGAUAAGCAGACUUUUUUUAAGGGUAAGUCGGUAAGUAAGUUUCAAUGUACUGUACAAGGUGGCAUGUUUGUUUUCUUUUUUGUUUUUGAAUAAAAUUCAGUCGGGA
Syngnathus acus (greater pipefish) is the source of this 1959-nucleotide messenger RNA. It is a transcript of the gene amdhd2, whose product is annotated as amidohydrolase domain containing 2. Gene Ontology annotation, molecular function: N-acetylglucosamine-6-phosphate deacetylase activity. Bases 128 to 1375 code for a protein of 415 amino acids. The transcript is spliced from 11 exons. The record is from RefSeq and is a predicted model, not a curated record. NCBI's taxonomy places the organism in Eukaryota, Metazoa, Chordata, Actinopteri, Syngnathiformes, Syngnathidae. Gene Ontology annotation, biological process: N-acetylglucosamine catabolic process.